UCUAUCAUAAACGAUUCCCAUGUAAAAAAUAAAACAAAUAUUGCGCCUGCGUGACACGCAGAACAUGUUGGUAACUUGAUUUUAAGUUGUUACAGCUAUUAUAUCGGUUUCCUAAACGUCAGGCUAUUGCAGUGUCUCUCAAUGACAGCGUACAUUGAAUUGUAACGUACAUUUGACAGUGUAACCCGAGUGUUAAAGAUCAAAGAGAAUCAAAGAGAUGGCAGGACAUGAAGGCGAUUAUUUAUUGAAGAUAUUGUGCCUUCAUGGAUAUAGACAAAAUGCACAAACAUUCCGUGAGAGGACUGGAGCGUUUAGGAAGAUUGUAAAGAAACACGCAGAACUCGUGUUUUUUUCUGCCCCUAAUGUGGUUCCACCUAUGGCUGGAGAAGAUGGUGAUACUGCAGACAAUUCAGAAGAUCAGAGAGGCUGGUGGUUUUCAAGGGCAGACAACUACUACAGAGCUCAGGAUGAGACUGAAUGUUGCAAAGGCUAUGAAGAAUCUCUCCAAGUAAUCAAGCAAGCUUUUGCUGACCAGGGCCCAUUUGAUGGAGUGUUAGGUUUUAGUCAAGGUGCUGCAAUGCUGUCACCGAUUUGUGGAUUGAGGGAACAAGAACCUGAUACAUUCAAGUUUGAUUUUGCCAUCUUUGUUGCUGGAUUCAAAAGCAGGCAAAGACCCCAUGAUGCUAUUUAUGAGAACAUCGUAACUAUUCCCACUUUGCAUGUGUUUGGUGAUACAGAUAAAGUUAUUCCAAAAGACAUGAGUGAAGAUUUAUUGCAGUUUUAUCAGAAUCCCAAAAUAUUGCAACAUCCUGGUGGACAUUUUAUUGCUGCAUCUGGACCACAGAAAAAAGUUUACUUAGAAUUUCUUAAUGAAAUGUUAGAAAAUAAGAAGAAAUCAUGACUAAUGUGCACCAAAUGUCUAAAAUAAGCUGAAACUGUGCAUUUUUGUUGUAUUAUGUUUUACUUAUACAGUCAAACCUGUAUAUAACAGCCACCCAAGGGACCUGACAAAAGUGGUCAUUAUAGAGAGGUGACCCUUAUAUACAAGUUCAAAAUUAGAACUCAUAUAUUAAAGAAUAUCACAACUGUCAUAAAAAAGAUAUCGCAUUUUUAAACCAUUCCUCAUUGCCUGUUGCUUUCUUCUGGCUGAAACAUUAUUGUCAAAAUCGGCUAGAACAUCAGCUUUCCUUUUUAAAAUAGAAUUAAUCUGAAAAUAUCCUACACCAAAAUGAUCGGCGAUCUUUCGCACACUUAAAUUGCCUUUGUCAGAUUUGUUAAUAACGUCGAUUCUCUGUUCUAAUGUUAAAGCAGUACUAUUUUUCGGUGGCAUUUUGCAUACAAAUGUAUUCGUUAAUAUAUAUCGCAAACGCGAACAUUGACUUGCAGAAGAUAUUUUAUGUAAUUGAAGGUUAUUACCCAUGUGGCAUGAUUAGCUCAUUUGUGUGUUUAAUGACACCGCUAAUCCUUCAGUGGAGUCUAACCGUUUAUUACAGCUGAAUAAGAUCAGGAGUCACUUUAAAAAUCCGAACACGGGACAUCUGCAAUGACCGGCACCUUCAGCUAUUCAUGUUUAUUUACCAGUCAUGUCUGGUUAGAAGCAAGGAAACACCUAACAUAAUACUCAUUUGUUUGGUUUCUCGAGACUCAAUAGAGUGACCAUACAUACAGAUUACAUUAUUGUACAGCCAAUGGGAAGUCGUCUACUGUUCAGCGAGGAUGCCGAGAACCAAUCGAAUUACACCACCAGUAACUGCGUGUCAUGGAAGUUACUGAGUGUUUUUCAAUUACGAUCAGAGAAUUACAAUGGAACUUUACUACAGAAAAUAAACUCAAAACUACAGACAUGGCUGUAUAAACACAUUUAAUUUAUAAUUUUUAAGAUGAUUGAAAAAGUAAAGACAUAACCAGGGUAAAAAAACCAAAAAAACACGUCUUUACCACGAUAAUCUUGUGACCAUUAUAGCAGGUUCAACCUGUGAUUUUGUGUGAAAAAUAGUGACCGCUGGCCGUUAUGGACAGGUGACCGUUAUGUACAGGUCAAAUAUGGAAGGUAAUGCAUUGGGGGGAUUUAUAGUGGCCGUUAUAGGCAGGUGACCAUUAUGUACAGGUGACCGUUAGACCAGGUUCGACUGUAUAUGGGUUUGAUUGUGAUUUUGGGGCAUCAUUUUGAUCUGAAAAUAUUACCAAAGGAAAUAUAAUGUUAUCCUGGAGAAAUUAACAAAAUGGCCACCAGAUGACAAUACAUGCCAAAUAAAUGGAUAAGCAAAUGUAGAACUUUUGGUACAGGCAAACUGGGAUAAAUCCAGAGUUUGGGAGGGUUAGGCAGUGUGUGUAAUGGCGAACACCCAGAAAAGAGGUUGCGUCGUUACUAUACACCCUAUAGUCUUGCUUUAAACAGCUGUUCGAUAGUGUGAUUUGAAGCCACUGGUUGUAUAAAAUUACUUUGUUCACCUCUGUACGAACAGAAAAAGUGGUCAUAUUUUUUCAGACAAUGAGGCAUUGCACAAAGAAUGUCUGGACUGCAUAACCGAUCUAUUAUAUGACAAAAUACAACAAAAAACACUGAAUCGCUGGAAAACGAGAUGUUUGUAUGUCAUUGCUAAAAACCUAUCCAUUCUCGGUUUGUGGAUUUUUUAAAAUUUAAUUAUUUAUAUAUUAUUUGAAUAAAAUCUAGUUGAAAUAUUA
Molecule: messenger RNA, 2685 nt
Organism: Gigantopelta aegis
Lineage: Eukaryota; Metazoa; Mollusca; Gastropoda; Neomphalida; Peltospiridae
Product: esterase OVCA2-like
Exons: 8
Coding region: 218-901 (227 amino acids)
Biological process (GO): response to retinoic acid
Cellular component (GO): nucleus; cytoplasm
Source: RefSeq, a predicted model, not a curated record